CAUGCUCCCGCUUGGCUGCAUGGCGCCCAACAAGCUACCCUUCCUCCUGGUCGCGCUCCUCCUCGCGGCGCCCAGCCUCGCCUCCGGCUUCGACAUAACCAAGAUCCUGGCCGGCUUCCCAGAGUUCAGCAUCUUCAACACCAUGCUCACUGAGACCGGCCUGGCGCCCGCCAUAAACAACCGCGAGGCCGUGACCGUCCUCGCGCCCAACAACACCGCCAUCGCCGCCGCGUCCCGCGGCGCUCCCCGCCUCCCGCGCUCCUUCGUCGUCGACCUUCUCGCGCUCCACGUCGUGCUCGACUACCUCGACGCGCCCAAGCUCGCCGCGCUGCAGCGCGGCCGAAAGGGCGAGGGCUCCGUGCUCACCACGCUGCUGCAGUCCACCCGCGCCGUGCCACGCGGCGCUGGCUUCCUCCGCAUCGCCUCCGGGGCCGGUGACCGCAUCACGUUCUCCUCCGCGUCGCCCGGCGGGCCCCGGAACGCCACGUUCGAGAGGCAGGUCGUCGCUCAGCCGCACAGCGCGUCUGUGCUGCAGGUGAGCGGCUUCGUCGUCCCCCCGGGCAUCAGAUUCCCGCAGCCGUUUCCUCCGAGGGCGAGGCACAUGUCAGGGCCUCCGAGCCAGGCGCCGGCGCCGGCGCCUGGGCCCCAGCCACCGGUGUCUGGGUCCGGCCCGCUGGUUCCGACCCCGAUCAGGCCGGUGCCUACCCCUAACCUCACAGAUACUCCACCGCCGGUGCCAGAGGAGUCAGGAGUCAUUCCGAUACCUAGCGUGCACGGCGGCAUGGCAGCGAAGCUACCAUCGGCCGCCGGACACGGGGCGGAGAGCUGGUGGAGUGGACUUGCCGUGGCGCUCGGGAUCACGACUUGCCUGCUUGGGCGUUUGUAAUAAGUAGGGUAGCCUGCCACAGAUUGAUG
Phragmites australis (common reed) is the source of this 915-nucleotide messenger RNA. RefSeq names its product fasciclin-like arabinogalactan protein 3. The coding region runs from base 2 to 886 and encodes 294 amino acids. NCBI's taxonomy places the organism in Eukaryota, Viridiplantae, Streptophyta, Magnoliopsida, Poales, Poaceae. The record is from RefSeq and is a predicted model, not a curated record. Gene Ontology annotation, cellular component: plasma membrane. The transcript has a single exon.